Momordica charantia (bitter melon) is the source of this 1779-nucleotide messenger RNA. Its product is annotated as putative magnesium transporter NIPA6. Gene Ontology annotation, molecular function: magnesium ion transmembrane transporter activity. The record is from RefSeq and is a predicted model, not a curated record. Gene Ontology annotation, cellular component: membrane. NCBI's taxonomy places the organism in Eukaryota, Viridiplantae, Streptophyta, Magnoliopsida, Cucurbitales, Cucurbitaceae. Gene Ontology annotation, biological process: magnesium ion transport.
GGGAUGCUGCGUGCCAUAAGAACUACCAAGGAAUAAAAUAUUGCAUUUCCGAGAGAAAACGAAGGAAAAAAAAAAGGAUGGAAAUUCGCCGUUGGACUGACUUGCACAAAAACGUGGUUUCUUGUCAUCUCUCUCAAAUCGCGUUUCCUUUCGUUUCAUUUUGAUCGUACAGUGGCAAAUUUCCCCCGAGGAGCAGCUGCCCGGUUCACACUCUGCUUCUUCUUUUGCCUUCCAAUUUCGGGAUUUAGAUGAAAAUCUGCAGCAAUCCAUGACCACCUAUGAGCCUUCCAUCUCCCCCAGUGAUAACCUGAAAGGUUUCGUUCUUGCCAUGUGCUCCAGCGCCUUUAUUGGGUCCAGCUUCAUUAUCAAGAAGUUGGGUCUUCGGCGGGCCGGCGCGUCGGGUUCUCGAGCGAGUUCUGGUGGAUAUGGGUAUCUAUUAGAGCCACUUUGGUGGAUCGGCAUGGUAACCAUGAUUGUUGGAGAGUUUUCCAAUUUUGUGGCUUAUGCUUAUGCUCCUGCCAUUCUGGUGACGCCACUUGGAGCAAUAAGUAUAAUUGUUAGCAGUGCUGUACUUGCACAUUUUUUCUUGAAGGAAAAAUUGCAGAAAAUGGGUGUAUUGGGGUGUGUUUUAUGUGUCGUAGGGUCUACAAUGAUUGUGCUCCACGCGCCUGGUGAACGUACUCCGAGUUCAGUGGAUGAGAUAUGGGAACUAGCCAUUCAACCAACUUUCCUUCUCUAUACGGCCUCAGUAGUAGCUAUUGUGUUGUUCCUGGUGUUGUAUUGUGAACCUCGCUAUGGACAGACAAACAUACUCAUUUAUAUCGGCAUAUGCUCCAUAAUUGGAUCUUUGACGGUAAUGAGCAUCAAAGCUAUUGGCAUUGCAAUCAAACUCACAAUGGAGGGUUGGAGUCAGGUUGCUCACUUCCAAACAUGGGUCUUUGUAAUGGUUGCAAUCUCAUGCAUAAUUAUUCAGUUGAAUUAUUUAAACAAGGCUUUGGACACAUUCGACACUGCAGUUGUCUCACCAAUUCAUUAUGCAAUGUUCACAACUUUCACGAUAUUUGCCAGUGUCAUAAUGUUCAAGGAUUGGUCUGGUCAGAGUGCUAGCAGCAUCGUUUCUGAACUCUGUGGAUUUGUAACCAUACUUUCUGGAACUUUGGUCUUGCACGAUACGAGAUCAGCCAAUCCAGCCUCUGUUUCAGAGAUGUACAUGCCUGUCUCACCUCAAGUGUCAUGGUAUUUCCACGCAAACGGCGAUACCUGGAAGCGGAAAUCUGAAGAAAUACUAUUGCCAGAUUUUGAUGCAAUUCUCAAACAAGACCAUUUCACAUGAAAUGAAAGGUAUCAUUAGGUUCCUAUUGCAUCUCCACUGCACACAAUUAACAGAUGCAACCAAAUUUUGGGAGAAAUCUGCAUGUAGUUAGUUUCUUACAUUAUUACUGAGUUAUUUGGUAGAGCGGUUACAAUGGAGUUUCAUUUUCUUUCUCCGCUUGGCCGCUUGAGAUUGAAGAAUGGGUAGAGCUUGCAAUGUAGUAUGUUCUUUGUAACAAUUCAUUUGUUCCUGAAUAGGUCACUGGAUUGGAAACACAGCUUCUUCCCCUCUUUUUAUCUUUAGGCCUCACAUCUCCCCUCUCUUAUAACAUUAUUUUGUAAAGUAGAUCAAAGUUGUGGAUGGAAAAUGUAAUCUGCCGUGUAUUUUUUUUCCCUUGGCCAAGGAAAUGUGACAUAUUGCUGCUAAAGCUGACUUUGAAUGCAAUUCCUAUGUUAAAAAGUUCUGGU